AGGACGAAUUGCUCUCCUCCCACCGGCGCGUGCGUAGUGCUGACAGACCGCUGGGUGGGAGGGGCGACGCGUGCGCAUGGCACCUUCCCGGACGCUCGGGCUUUUCAGUGCGCCUGUGCGCCGCGCCCGUUGGUGGCGGCGGCGCGUGCGCAGUGGUCUCGCCGGCUGAGCGGAGCGAGCGAGCAGCCGGGGCCGCCCCGCGUGUCCGUCAUGUACCAGCGGAGCCGGGCCGUGGCCGGGUUCCUGGGCCCCGCCGCCCGCUGGUGGGGGCCGCGCUGCCGCUGGGGCGGGGCCCGGUGGCGACCGGGCGAGUCCCCGCGCUGCUGCUACCGGGCGCGGCAGCAAGACCUGGCCUCCUGCUGGGAGAAGGCCCCCCAGGCACUGGGCCCACCCAUGGCCCUGAAGUUCCACCUCUCACUGGUAGAGCAGCAGGUGGAAGCUGCCAGGAUUUUCCUGUUGCCCCCGCCAGGGGCCAGCCUGGUGGGUGGUACCUUCCCGAAUUCAUCGGAGCAGAAGCUGAGCCUGCGUGAGCUGCUGCAGGGUCUGGAGCAGGGGUGCCCCCGCCAGCUCGCUGCCCUCUCCCCUCUGGAGGGCAUGGAGGCCUCUGUCACCACAGUGGAUGGGCAGCGGGAGGAUGACAUCACCGUGUGUGAGGGCACCAGCCUGGACAGCGCCUCCCUGGACUCUCUGUACAGCCUGUUUUAUGGCAAGCCCUGCUGGACGCACUUCCAGGCCACUGCCGGUACAGCCACCAGUGCCACCUCUGGCUCACCCGGGAACCACGACCCCAACAUGGAGAAGCACCUGGCUGUCAUGUACGAGAAGCUGCAGCAUGAGCUGCCGAAUUUCUUGCUGAAGAUACCUGACUAUGGGAUCUACUCCCAGGACGUGGAGUUUGUCAACGAGAUCCUGCACCUGAGGACUCGGGGCCGAGUCAUGUACCAGCUGGCGCUGACCCUGUGCCGCCUCGUGGCCUGGAACUACUUCGCCAACAUGCGGCUAGAGGUGCUGAAGCUGACUCAGCACCCUGAGAACUGUAGCAUCCAGGCCCGCUGGCGCAUCAUAGGGAUCCCCUUCCACGUCCUCUUGCUGCGCUUCUACAAGAGGGAAAAGAAAGAGCUGUACAGGACCUAUGAUGCCUAUUCCACUUUCUUCUUGGACUCCAGAGGGCUGAUCCGCUGUCACCGGAUAGACAAGCUGAUGCCGUCCCCGCCACCUGUGGUCAAGGUGAAGAAGCUGCUGGUGGCCACGCUGGUUGGCCUGGGCCUGUUGGAGCACAAACCCUCUCUGCAGCUGCUCUUAUCUGUCCUGGCUGGCAAACAGCAGGGGGCGCCAGUGGGCUACAGGGACAGCUGAGCCAGCCCCGGAUGUUGUGACUCUUGUGAGCUGAUGUCGCCUCAACGCACAAAGCCUGGCCCGCCGGCUCCGCUGCAUGGUCUGUGCCCUGCCCCCUCCCUGCCAAGCACUGUAAAGAACCACUUGUAACUUAACUGUACAUAAUAAAGCCCUGUGGAGAAA
Chrysemys picta bellii (western painted turtle) is the source of this 1518-nucleotide messenger RNA. RefSeq names its product chromosome 12 C6orf136 homolog (gene C12H6orf136). NCBI's taxonomy places the organism in Eukaryota, Metazoa, Chordata, Testudines, Emydidae. The record is from RefSeq and is a predicted model, not a curated record.